GACCUCAUUGUGUUGUCCGUCGACCACAACACCUCUUAUGAUGUCAUUUACAGUUCAAACCAUCUGAACAUCACUUUUGAGCACAAAUUGUCUCAAUUGAGUGAAUGGAUCGACACAUUAGGCGAAGAAUCGGCUAAAGCACAACUCCUGAAACAGUCGAUCACUUCAUACAAUAAACUGAUUGAUGAGCGAAAUGACGACAAAAUCUAUUUAUUGCUAAAAGUGGACCAAAAUGUCAGUAACUGUUCGGCCGUUGGGUUCGUGCGGUUGGGCGCAAGAAAUCUGUGGUUUAGCGACAAAUCCAAUACAAACUUAACUCAGUUUCAGAACUGCUUCUGUAUAUUAGAUUUCUAUAUCCGAGACCAACGACAAGGUUUGGGAUUCGUAUUGAUCUCAUCGGUGAUGAGGUCGGUGUCCACAUCGGCCGCACAGUUCGCAUACGACAGGCCCACCGAAGCGAUGCUGGCCUUCCUCCGCAAACACUUUGGUCUGAGGCAAGCGCUGCCACAACACAACCAUUUCGUCAUUUUUGACGACUUUUUUACUCAUAAUAACUAUUAAUUUGUUUAAUUUUUUUAUAAAUUUAAUACACUUUCGGUUAUCAAUACUAAUCAUUAACUCAAAUAUAUUUUUAUGAAUUCAAGUCAAUUUGGUUUCAAUCAAAACUACUUAUGGUUAGAAAUGCAAUAUUCGUGAC
Oppiella nova is the source of this 697-nucleotide messenger RNA. NCBI's taxonomy places the organism in Eukaryota, Metazoa, Arthropoda, Arachnida, Sarcoptiformes, Oppiidae. The record is from the annotation of a GenBank genome assembly.